This is a messenger RNA of Alnus glutinosa, 5137 nucleotides long. RefSeq names its product disease resistance protein RPV1-like. The record is from RefSeq and is a predicted model, not a curated record. Gene Ontology annotation, biological process: defense response; signal transduction. Gene Ontology annotation, molecular function: ADP binding. The transcript has 9 exons. The coding region runs from base 274 to 4311 and encodes 1345 amino acids. NCBI's taxonomy places the organism in Eukaryota, Viridiplantae, Streptophyta, Magnoliopsida, Fagales, Betulaceae.
UCAAGAAAGAUGGCAGGAAAUGCAUGCAGCGAGAUUCGCGGAGCUUUCUUCAUCUUAUUCUUCUGAUCUCUUCUCUCUCACUUUCCCACCUCUGAACCCAAAAUCUCUCUUUGCGUCACCCACAAAUCCUAAUCCAACUUCUCUGCCAUCAAACCCACAAACUAAUCAGCGUUAAACCCAUUUUGCUGACAUCCCCACAUUUCUCACCUCUUCAAUCUCCACGAUUUCUUUCGGAAAUUAACUACAUCCACCAUCCCUCUCUAUCUACAACCCAUGGGCCAAAGCUUCAGUGUGAUACCACCAAGCUUGAAGCGGAAGCGGGAUCCUGAAUCGGAGGACCAAAACCAGCAGGCUCGCAAGGUGCUCGUAGUCCAAGACCCAAACAAAGAAGUCCAAUCAAACUCAACCACAAGAACCACCUCGUCAUCUUCUCAAUCUGGUUGGAAUUAUGACGUCUUCUUGAGUUUCAGAGGUGAAGACACUCGCAAGAACUUCACCGAUCACCUCUACUCUGCCUUGGUGGGGGUCGGAAUUCGUACCUUCCGAGAUGACGAGGAGCUUCGAAGUGGGGAGAACAUCUCUACCGAACUACUCAAUGCAAUUUGUGGAUCAAGGAUUUCCAUUGUGGUGUUUUCUGAAUGCUAUGCUUCUUCAAGGUGGUGCCUUGAUGAGCUUGUAGAAAUCAUGCAUUGUAGGAAUACCAUAGGCCACACUCUUCUUCCAAUAUUUUAUCACAUGAAUCCCUCGGAUGUUCGACACCAGAUCGGAACUUUUGCGAAAGCCUUUGCUGGGCAUGAAAAGCGAUUUCAGACCGAUAUGGAGAGGGUGCGAAGGUGGAGAGCAGCACUUACUGAAGCUGCAAGUUGUUCCGGCUGGGAUCUUAAUAACGUUGCAAAUGGGUAUGAAUCAAGAUUCAUCAAAGUGAUUGUUGAAGAAGUUUUGUGUAAAGUGAACCCCGCUCUCUUGAAUGUUGCCAAACACCCAAUAGGAAUGAAGUCUCGGGUUGAUGAUAUUAAAGUUUUAUUAAAUCUUGGAACAAGAGAUGUUCGAGUUGUGGGCAUUUACGGAAUGGGUGGAAUAGAUAAAACAACCCUAGCAAAAGCUGUCUACAAUGAAAUAUGUGAUGCAUUUGAAGGAAAUAGCUUUCUUUCAAACCUUAAAGAAAGUUCAGAAAAGCCUGAUGGUUUAAUCCACUUACAAAAUCAACUUCUUUCUGAUAUAUUGAAAAUGAAUUCGAAGAUUGUGAAUGUUGACAGAGGAACCAAUAUAAUUCAACAUAGAAUUCAUGGAAAAAAGGUUCUUGUUAUUCUUGAUGAUGUGGAUGAUUUUGGAAACCUACACAUGUUAGUUGAAAAGCACUGGCUUGGUCCAGGAAGUAGAAUCAUUAUAACAACUAGAGAUGAACAUUUGCUAACUCAAUUGGAAGUAGAUGAAAAAUAUGAAGUUGAAAUACUGAAUGAUUGGGAGUCUCUUCAGCUUUUCAAUUGGCAUGCCUUCAAGAUGACCAAUCCAAAUCCAAACGGAGAUUACUCAAAGCUUUCGAUUGAAGCAGUGAAUUAUGCCGGAGGACUUCCAUUAGCUCUUGAGGUUUUGGGUUCUUUUCUUAAAGGAAGAAGCACUGCUGAAUGGAAAAGUGAAUUGGACAAAUUACAAAGAACUCCUCAUCAAAAGAUUCAAAAAAUACUUAGAAUAAGUUUUGAUUCAUUGGAUAGAAUUAUAAAGCACAUAUUCCUUGAUAUUGCAUGUUUCUUUGUCGGUAUGGACAAAGAAUAUACUAUCAAAAUACUCGAUGGUUGUAAUUUCUUUCCAGAGAGUGGUAUCCCUAUUCUCAUUCAAAUGUCACUUGUGACAAUUGAUUAUCAAAAUAAGUUGAAGAUGCAUAAUCUGAUUCGAGAUAUGGGAAGAGAAAUUGUUUGUGAAGAAUCGCCCAAAUAUCCAGGAAAACGCAGCAGGUUGUGGUUUUACAAGGAUGUCUUAAAUGUACUACACAAACCUACGGGUUCGAAGAAAGUGGAGGGUCUUAUCUUAAAUCCCCCGCUACUUGAAGAUGUAAAACUGGAAACUAAAGCAUUUAAAAAAAUGACGAAUUUGAGAUUACUCCAAAUCAAUGAUGUACAACUUACAGGAUCCUAUGAAUGUCUCUCCAAAGAGUUGAAAUGGCUUUGUUGGCAUAAGUGCCCUCUAAAAUCUCUCCCACAAGAUUUUCAUCUAGAAAACCUUGUUAUUCUCGACAUGCAGCAUAGUAAAGUCAAACGAGUUUGGAAGAAGAAGAAUAAAAUUUUCAACAAGUUGAAGGUCCUUAAUCUUAGCAAUUCCAAAUAUCUCACUAGAUCACCAGAUUUCUCACAAGCCCUACAAUUGGAGGUACUAAUAUUUGAAGGUUGCACAAACUUGGUUGAGGUUCAUGAGUCCAUUGGACAUCUCAAAAGACUUGUUUUAUUGAAUUUAGAGAAUUGUACAAAUCUGAAGUAUCUUCCAAGAAGCAUUUUUAACUUAGAAUCUCUUGAAACUCUUGACUUGUCUGGCUGCUUGGCAUUUGAAAAAUUACCGAAUCAACAACCAUCAUCCUUUGGUCUUUUCAUGAAUCUCAAAACUGCAUCAUUUUCUGGGUGUAGUAGUCUCAUCACGUUACCAAACUUCUUACAUGUCCCACAUUUGGAGAGUCUGAAACUUGAUGGUUGUACAAGCUUGGUUGAGAUUCACAAGUCUAUUGGACUUCUAAAAAGACUUGUUUUGUUGAAUUUACGAAGUUGUGUGAAGCUUAGGAAUCUUCCAAAUAGUAUUUCAAACUUAGAGUCUCUUGAAACUCUAGACUUGUGGGGUUGCUUUAAUCUUGAAAAUUUACCGGAGCAAAUAGGGAAUAUGACGGCUUUAAAAAAGCUGGAGGUGAGCUUCACCGCUAUUAAGCAACUACCAGAGUUCUCACAAACCUCACAUAUGGAGGAACUGAUACUUGAGACUUGUACAAGCUUGGUUAAGAUCCACGAGUCCAUUGGACAUCUAAAAGGACUUAAAUUACUUGAUUUAGCAGGGUGCAAGAAGCUUAGGGGUCUUCCAAUUAGUUGUACUUCUAACUUAAAAUCUCUUCAAAAUCUUAUAUUGUCUGACUGCUCAGAACUCGACAAGUUACCGGAACAAUGGGGGAAUAUGAUGGCUUUAAGCUGUUUGGUUGCAGACGGAACUACUAUUGAGCAAAUACCAUUGUCCUUGGGUCUUUUGAGUAGUCUCAGUAUUUUAAAAUUACCGGGAUGUGGAGGAAUGAUAUCACCCCAUAGCUCCAACCGCAUAAGUUUGCUAUCCAUUUCUAAAUUAUGUUCAUUGACACGUCUAGAUCUCAGUUGCCGCAAUUUGUCCGAAGACGAGAUCCCCAUUGAAUUUGAAUGUUUAUCUUUACUCGAAGUAUUGGAUUUAUCAAGAAACAAUUUUCGUAACCUACCUAGUUGCAUCGGCCGCCUUCCUAAAUUAGAGCUUUUGAUUUUGAAUGAGUGUACUACUCUUCAAUCAAUUUCACUACUCUGCAAUGAAUUUCACUACCAUUUGAAAGCAAAUGGCUGCACAUCAUUGGAAAGAAUCUCAGUUCUGACGAAUGAGAGUUCAGGAUAUUCUGACCUUGAUAAUCUCGACAACUGGUGCGAAAUGGUGUCCACAUCUAUUGACCUUGAUAAUUGCCCCAAACUGGCUGAGAUUCAAAAUUUGGAGAGUUUGCAACGGAUACCAGUUUAUGUUAGAAUGGGAAGCUGCAACAAUCUAUCAUCUGAUUUUAGGGAGAGUGUUCUCCCGUAUCUUCUUCAGACAAUGUGCAAGACAGGUGAUGCAGAUCCUGUCGUUUUCCUCCCCGGAAGUGAGAUUCCAAAUUGGAUUAGCCAUCAAGCAAUCGGUUCUUCAAUAUCCUUUUGUGUACCUCCGUUAUUGGAAGGUAAAAUCGACAAGGUGCUUUUCUGCAUUGUUUAUGCAAUAAACAAGGAAGCACCCAGAGACAUAUUAGAGCAAAGUGGUUAUUUGAGAUGGAAAUGGAGAUUUUGUAAUAAAAGUUCGAGAGAUCAGUCCGAUAACUGGGAUGACUGGGAUGACGUGCCACAUACUCAUCCGAUUACCCCAGCUUUUCAUAUCUUUGAAGAUCAUAUACAUGCACUAAAGAUUACUGACUCUAUGUGGAUAGAAAGACUUCAGAUGAAUAGUGGAGAUGAAAUAGAGUUCGCCGUCGAUCUACAAAUGAGGCACCAAGGAUUUAUUCAUAACUCAAAAAUGUGUGAAAUUGAUUCGCAAAUAAUGGAAGUGAAGAGGUGUGGAAUCCAUCUGUCGAAUCAAUGAGUAAUUCUAGAUAAUUUUGCACAAUUCCACCCCAAAUAUAUGACGGUCGUGGCGGUGGAUAAAAAAGCAAAUUGGUGAAAUGCAUGAGAAACCGUUUCCUGCUGUCACUGAAAUUCCCUCACUCACAGACGGCAUCUGCAUGCCUUAAGCAGCUGCCAAGCAAUCAUUCCUCACCAUCGAGCCAAAGAUGCUUGCAAACAACUCAAGUCAAAGGCAAAAAUUACAGAGGCCUUGUUCAUCUUCAAAGUCUCAUAUGGCUUGGUUCAGAGAUUCUGAUACAAAGAUUCCACUUUUCAUUUUUUUUGGUUCAGAAGCCUAAUCCGAGUCUCCAGCAUCAAAACCAGAAACAGAGCGCUGAACCCAUUUCCAUUGGCUUCUCUGGCGUGGUUGAGCACUGAAGCCACCGAUCAGUACUCGGGCCUGGGGCCCACGGUGCCGGAGGUGAAGCCAAGGGUGGUGGUGGUGGGCUCCGGGUGGGCUGCUUGCAGGUUCAUGAAGGGCCUCGACAUCAAGCUCUAGUGUGCGUCUCCUCGGAACCACAUGGUGUUCAUGCCCCUCCUGGCCUCCACCUGCGUGGACCACAUGUCAGCAAUUUUGCAGGAGGCAAAUGGCAUGGAACUGGGAGAUCAAUCCAUUUGUUUACAAGCAUUGGCAGAUACAAGGCUCUAGUAGAUAUAUUUGGCAAAGCAAGGAUUUGUCAGUUGGUUUAUUUGGUGCUCAGCAUAUCUGAGUCACUUGUGUUAAAAGCUGGAGGAACAGAUUUGUGUGGCAAUCAGCCUUCGUGUUUGGUUGUGAUAUUAGCAGAAUUGGUUCAGCAGAGGGUGAC